UUCUCACGCUGUUCCACCACAGCAGCUGAACCCUUGCUCUUCACAGAAGAGGGUCCUGGUGACAUCACAUCCUCUUCUAUAAGUUACGCUGCCUCCAAAGUUCAGUGACAAAGAUCAGCUGCGCUGCGCUGCACCGCCCCGAGGACGAUGGCCGGGUCUCCUGCACUGCUCCUCCUGCUCAGCCUGGGGCUCUGCUGCACCGGCGCCCAGCGACAGAGGGAUGCAGUGGUGGUCAUUUUCAACAGGAAUAUGAAGCACCCCCAGCACGGACAGCGGCUGGAGCUGGAGUGCCGCACAUCCAGAACCACAUGGGGAGCAUCUUGGGUCCGCCUGGACAAGGAUGGGAACCUUCACUUCAUUGUCUCCAGUAAUUCUCCGUACAACACAGUUGUUCAUGAGAAUUUGAGAAUAUCUCUGCACUAUGAGGUAUCAUGGAGAGGUAGCUCCCAUUGGCUGGUGGUGAAGUCCUUCACGGCACAGGACCAGGGGAUCUAUUUCUGUGUCACCAAUGUGAACCAGGUGCUGCACUUCAGCUCUGGACAACCCGCCUUCUUCCCAGCAGCACUCACCAAACCCGUGGCCACCACCCAGUGCAGUCAGGUCACCAAGAAAGACAUCUCCUGGCACAGCCCGGAUCCAGCAGCAGAAUACAACACACCCAAUGCCACAACCCAGAGCAGCCCGGUCACCAAGAGGAACAGCUCACAACAUGGUCUGGAUGCAGAAACAAGCAAUGAGAACAAGCCGAACUCCUCCUGCGAUGUUUUCCUCUGGGUUCGAGUGGCUGGCACCUGCCUCCUGCUCCUCACUGUCAUCACCAUCAUCAUUAUGCACCACCAAAGACCGAGCUCACCGUAAGCAAGCAGUGCUGCGUGGCUGCUCAGCAGAAGGCACACAGGCGUCCUCCUCAAGCACCGCCCUGAUCCCAUCA
Messenger RNA from Coturnix japonica (Japanese quail), 931 nucleotides. Lineage: Eukaryota; Metazoa; Chordata; Aves; Galliformes; Phasianidae. The record is from RefSeq and is a predicted model, not a curated record.